This is a messenger RNA of Cuscuta campestris, 623 nucleotides long. NCBI's taxonomy places the organism in Eukaryota, Viridiplantae, Streptophyta, Magnoliopsida, Solanales, Convolvulaceae. The record is from the annotation of a GenBank genome assembly.
AAACCCCUCCAAACUCCAAAGAACCAAAUUCAAUCAAAUAUUGUUUCUACCACCUAAACCUCACAUUACAUGUAUAUAAAUAUGGCCACCGCAAAGAAGAGCUUUUUCUUCCUCGGAGUCCCGCCGGAGACGAUGUCUCCGGCGGCGGCGGGCCCGCAGUUUGAGUUCGACGAGUCCGACGUCGUCUGGGACAACGGCGAAGACUUCGGUCGCGGCGGCCCGGGCGGGGCCCGAAGACCGUCCGCGUCGAUGCCGAGCUCGCGCCGGCCUGUCGUCGCCGUUCAGAAGAAGAAGCCGAAGGCCGACGACAGGCCGGCAUCGUUGCCGGUCUCCGUGCCGGAGUGGCCGGAGAUCCGGCGGGAGAGCGGCGGCGGGGAGAGAGGGGCGGUGGUGCCGCCGCAUGAGUACUUGGCGCGGAGGAGAGGGGCGUCAAUGUCGGUGCAUGAAGGCAUUGGGAGGACUCUCAAGGGGAGAGAUUUGAGUAGGGUUAGAAAUGCCAUUUGGAAACAAAUUGGGUUUGAGGACUAAUUAUAUAUAAUUGUUUAAUUUGAUAAUUAAUUAGCUAAUUUUUCCAAUGGAAUUUGUCACAUACAUAUGGGAAUUAAUUAAUUAUUUAGCUUAUU